Molecule: messenger RNA, 3703 nt
Organism: Conger conger (European conger)
Lineage: Eukaryota; Metazoa; Chordata; Actinopteri; Anguilliformes; Congridae
Product: leucine-rich repeat LGI family member 2-like
Exons: 8
Coding region: 25-1728 (567 amino acids)
Biological process (GO): inhibitory synapse assembly
Molecular function (GO): protein binding
Source: RefSeq, a predicted model, not a curated record
GGAAAGGCUGAGGUCAGGGCUACAAUGCAGCAUUUCACGCUGGAGCUCGCACGGGGAAGACGGUUCCUCUGGCCAUCCGCUGCGGUGACACACGAUCGUCCAGGAAUCGACAUGUCUGUCAUUAAGUGCUGCUCGAUAUUAUCGCUGAUGUUUUUGUGGCUUGCUCCUCAAGUCCAUCCUAAAAGAAUUUUCAGGUGUCCUUCUGCCUGCUCUUGCUCCAAGGAGUCAAUCAUUUGUGUCGGCUCGUCCUCUGUCCCGCGGAAUAUCCCGAACGACAUAAACUCGCUGAGCGUCAUAAAUGGAACCUUCCCUGAGAUCAAAGAGGCGAUGUUCUCGCACAUCCCGUCUCUGCAGCUGCUGCUUCUUAAUUCGAAUUCCUUCACCACCAUAAGGGAUGACGCUUUCACGGGUCUCCCACACCUGGAAUACCUGUUCAUCGAGAACAACAAGAUCGAGACGACCGGCAAACACGCCUUCCGGGGCCUGCGGGACCUGACCCACCUGUCACUGGCCAAUAACAACAUGAAGGCUCUGCCCCGCGACCUCUUCAUAGACCUGGAUUCGCUCAUCGAGCUGGACCUGCGGGGAAACGCGUUUGAGUGUGACUGCCGGGUGAAGUGGGUGAUGACGUGGCUGAAAAGCACCAACGCCACGGUGUCGGACAUCACCUGCACCGGCCCGGAGGACAUGCAGGGCCAGAGACUCAACGACCUGCAGAGCCUGCAGAGCGACUGCAUCUCCACCGACUUCACCCUGCAUCAGUCGGUGGGGGUCCAGUCCCUCUCUGUGGACACCUUCUCCUACAAGAGCGACGUCUUUGUGGCCAUCGCCUCUCCCAACACAGGCAGCUGCAUGGUCAUGCAGUGGGACCACAUCGAGAUGAACUUCAGAACUUACGACAACAUCACAGGGCAGUCUAUCGUCGGGUGCAAGUCGGUGGCGAUCGAGAGCCACGUCUUCCUCAUUGUGGCCCAGCUCUUCGGCGGGUCCCGGAUCUACAAGUUCGACGAGGACCAGAACCGCUUCUCCAAGUUCCAGGACAUCGAGGUGGCCAAGGUCUCCAAGCCCAACGACAUCGAGGCCUUCCAGAUCGCCAAGGAGUGGUUCUUCAUCAUGGCCGACAGCGCCAAGGCCGGCAACUCCACCAUCUACAAGUGGAACCACCAGGGCUUCUACUCCUACCAGUCGCUGCACAUGUGGUUCCGGGACACGGACGCCGAGUUCGUCAGCAUCGAGGGCAAGCCCCGCCUAAUCCUGGCCAGCCGGUCCCAGGCGCCCGUCAUCUACCAGUGGAACAAGGGCGGCCAGUCGUUCACGCCCCUGGGGGAGAUCCCCAACAUGGAGGACGCGGUGGCUGUCAAGGCCUUCCGGAUCAAGGAGGACCACUACCUGGCGUUGACCCGCUACAUUGGCGACUCCAAGGUCCUCAAGUGGACCAGCAAGGAUUUUGUGGAGCUGCAGGCGCUGCCGUCGCGGGGAUCCAUGUCCCUGCAGCCCUUCUCCUUCAAAGAGCGGCACUACCUGGCCCUCGGCAGCGACUACACCUUCAGCGGGAUCUACCGCUGGGACGAGGAGGCCAAGGCCUUCCAGCUCUUCAAGGAGGUCUACAUCCACGCGCCCCGCUCCUUCACCGUGGUGUCCACCGGCCGGCGGGAUUUCAUCUUCGCGUCGAGCUUCAAGGGCAACACGCAGAUCUACGAGCACGUCAUCAUCGACCUGAGCUUGUGAAGACGGGGCAGGUCCCUCAGACCCGGCCCGGCCUCGAGCCCCGACCGAGCACUGAGAGAGAAAGAGGGAAGGACUGCGUGACAUUAUCAGGUAUCACUCCAUAUCCAUGCGUGUCUUGCAUUUGUAUUAAGGCUUUCAUCUGAACGGGGUUAUAGUUUAUCACGUCCCGGGACUGUUUGACGUGCACGUGCGACGACUACGGCCAGUUCCAUCAGCUGACAAACACAACGAGAGGUCAUUAAGGGUCAUCCUUCCCAGGGUGGUGUUUUUCCGGAAAGGUCACUUCCUUCAGUGUUGGAGACCGGUAGCCGCAUUUCACAGCAAUUGCUUUUUACCCUUACAAGGGGUGUGUGUCUUAAUCCUUGCAUCGUUUAUCCUCUGUCACAUUGUUGAAUCAAGGCGUAUUUAAGGAAAAUGUGAGCGUUGUAACUGAGGAGAAGUCCACAAGCACAGUCCUCCAGGCACCCAGCUUCAAAGGUGACUGGAUCGGCCAAUGCAGCAACAGGUCCAGUGGUAAUCUUUGGCGUUAUAUUGCGUUGCCUAUCCAUUUGAAAUAAAUAGUCCCAUCAGUGAAUAUGCACCAGACUAUUCUGGAAUGUAGGCAGGCAGAACUCCAAAAAAAAAAAUGACACAAGGUUAUUUUAAAAGGACAAUUAUCAAAAAUUUUAUUUGAUGAAAGAGGUGUUGGGUUGAGGUGGAAAAGUGAGGUUUCACAAACGAUGGGUUGAGCUACCAUGAGCUGUCAGUCACUAACAUUUUCUCAACCAAUCAAAACUAUUUUCCCAUCACAGCAGAAUCCAGUGAUUGGCCCACAACAGAAUGCAUAUGAUAGCUCCUCCCAUUUAAUGUUCUAUAGAGACUCACGUUCCCACCAAUGGCGUUCGGAGAGCUGGAUGGGACGGGUCCAUGGAAGCCUCGAUCGUGGGCCAGGAGCAGAUGUUAGCGUGCUCUCUACAGCUGGUCCACAGGGGAGUGACAAUGCCACAAAUGAACAGAUAGACUGGUGUUUCCUCCUCAGCUUCUCCCUGUACAACCCCUUUCUACGUCUCCAGUGUGUUAGACUGGAAUAUUGUUACGAUGCAACAUUGCAUCAGCCAUCUUAGCUGCAACGGCAUUGCAAUAGAAACGGGAGACGUAGCCUGCUGACAUGCUGACUGCCUGAACAUCGGCCUCAAGUUUUUUUUUUGCUUCCGUAUUUUAAAUCAUUCCCUAUCUCUCAAAAUCUUGUAAGGACAAAACUGCGUUUAGAGGGCACUUACAAGUAACCAGUCGUGUAAAUAGUAUAUUUAAACUCGAUUAGUUCCGUUUGUGGCCAUGGGUAGUGUGGCUGUAGAAUAAAUCUUGUGAUAAUCAUGUAAUAAAUCCUGUACUAUAAGAUAAUGAGUCAUUCAAUUUCCUAGGAGUUAAUAAACGACAUGUCAUUGCAGUUAGCUGGAAUUGGCCACACGGCUGUAAGUUCAAGUCCUUAACAACAGUGGCAGUCCCAAACAGUGUUUCAAUAAGUCAGCCCGCUUCAACCUUACAGACAGCUCGCGUGGAUCAAGUUUUUGUUUACGAAAGAUAAUGUACCACUAUAGUGUGCUAUAAAUAGUGAGAAAGGCAUUGCCAGUUAUGUAGGACACAACAGAAUACACAAAAGAUGGAAGCCAAAUAUAGCAACCCUUGUUUUCCGUCUGCUACGCCAGUUUGAAUGCCAACAGCGUUUGCGCACAGCCUGAAAUUCUGUUGCUUGUAGACGCAUGUCACUCAAGGCUGAAUGUACAAUCAGUUCAUGUUUAUGAAAACUUUGAAACUUUCAAUAGCCAGCCUUGACAUGCACCUCUGGCAGUAUAGACCUACAAACCCUCUUACUAAAAUAUGCAACUUGUACGUGUACAUUUUUGUACGGUUAUAAAUAUACGGAUUAAUGCGUAAUGAAUGUUUCCCCUCAAGAAUAAUGAAAACUCUUUAAGAUGACAAUAAAAAUGGAAAUGAA